UCAUGCUGCUGCCAAGUCCAGAGUCUGUCAUGGGUCCCUGUACGGCCUACCCAUUGCUGCUGUCUCAUCGCCACACUAUGCCAUGAUGCCACUUUCAGGUCUCCUCACACUGCUGGUGUGUUCCAUUUUUUGUCAUAGGGUGCUGGCAGAUUACGGGCCUCCCAUAGCUGCUGCCAGGCCCCUAAUCUGCCAUGGGCCCCUAUACCGCCUCGUCAUGCUGCUGCCAAGUCCAGAGUCUCUCAUGGGUCCCUGUACGGCCUCCCAUUGCUGCUGUCUCCAUCGCCACACUCUGCCAUGUGCCACUUUCAGGUCUCCUCACACUGCUGGUGUGUUCCAUUUUUUG
This is a messenger RNA of Staurois parvus, 343 nucleotides long. NCBI's taxonomy places the organism in Eukaryota, Metazoa, Chordata, Amphibia, Anura, Ranidae. The record is from the annotation of a GenBank genome assembly.